AUGGCGCAUGCAACCAGCGAUGUUCGCAUGAGUGACGCUCCAGUUUCUGGAUCUGGAGUCACUGAAGACGGUCCUCCUGCCUUCUUGCUUUAUUAUGCAGAGAAUCGUCGUCAGGUUUUGGAAAAAGACAGGAAGUAUCCUGAGAUCAAGGAGUGUGACUAG
Messenger RNA from Arabis nemorensis, 162 nucleotides. The record is from the annotation of a GenBank genome assembly. Lineage: Eukaryota; Viridiplantae; Streptophyta; Magnoliopsida; Brassicales; Brassicaceae.